CCCAGGAUCAGUCGUGCCUGUGUCGAGCCUGUGUCGAGCCUGUCCGUUAAGUCGAACCUCUUGUCGAGCUCACAUGAACCUUCACGGGCUUCGCGCCGAGAGAGAGCUGUUCCUAGGCUCGUGUGACGUCGACGCCGAUGACGGGUUUGAGGAGUACCAGCGGCGGCAGCGAGCUGCUGUGCCUGCGGCCAGCAAUACGAGCUCUGGCCACAACUCGCGCGUGGAUGGCGCGGCGCCGAGCGCGGCACCGAGCGCAGCACCCGCCAAGCCCUCGCUGGAGCUCCAGGCCGAAGCGGAGGCAAGGUCUCGGGCGGACGCACGCCGGCGGGCGCAGGAGCGCGAGGGCCGCUUGCAAGCGACGGCCGCUGCAACGAGCGGCCUGCCAAAGAGUCUCGGGCCGCCCUUGACGCCCUCUGAAAUCGCUGCUGAGCUAAAGGCCAGCCGGCGAGCGAUGACUGAGGAGACUGUUGAUUUCGUGCAGGCGUGGAGAUCAUAGUUGAGUCUUGAGUACUUGAGACCGGGAUCGUUGGAUGAUUCCUGUUGAC
This is a messenger RNA of Emiliania huxleyi CCMP1516, 545 nucleotides long. RefSeq lists its product as hypothetical. Lineage: Eukaryota; Haptophyta; Isochrysidales; Noelaerhabdaceae. The annotation marks the transcript as partial. The record is from RefSeq and is a predicted model, not a curated record. The transcript has a single exon.